Stegastes partitus (bicolor damselfish) is the source of this 5588-nucleotide messenger RNA. It is a transcript of the gene gpc1b, whose product is annotated as glypican 1b. Lineage: Eukaryota; Metazoa; Chordata; Actinopteri; Pomacentridae. The transcript has 11 exons. Gene Ontology annotation, biological process: negative regulation of fibroblast growth factor receptor signaling pathway; cell migration; regulation of protein localization to membrane. Gene Ontology annotation, molecular function: fibroblast growth factor binding. The coding region runs from base 592 to 2244 and encodes 550 amino acids. The record is from RefSeq and is a predicted model, not a curated record. Gene Ontology annotation, cellular component: extracellular region; plasma membrane; synapse.
UCUCUCUCUCUCUCUCUCUCUCCGCCUCCUUCUCAUUCCACAGAGUGGCAGCGCUGGCACAGCAUCGUUCAGAGAACCCUGAGCUGCGGUAUCUGCCCGGGUGCACCUCUUUUUUUUUUGUUGUUGUUGCUCAGAUCCCUCCGGGCCGUCACAGCCGGUGAGCCAAAGAAAGAAAGAAAGAAAGAAAAAAGACCCCACAGUGGAUAUAUUUGAGACAGGAGAUCUGCGCUUUUCUCUUGGGCAGCCUAUUGCAAGAGUCAUUUUUGGAGGAAGAAGAAAGAAAAAAAAUCCAUAAUAAUAAAGCAGCUCCUGUCCUGUCCAGCGGUAGGAGCGAGAAGAGACGGAACCUGUGAGCAGCAGUGCGCGGAGAGCAGCCACGCACUCGGCAGACGCACUGAAAGGGCAGAAAAGGGGAGAGAAGGAAGGUGGAGGAUAUUUUACGCACAGCAGCACCAAGUAGCUCCGUCGUUCACUCACUGAGAGUCUCCGCGCAGGACUCAGCACACACACACACACACACGCAAGCUUCGUCCCUCGCUCGGAUUUGCACUUGACAUAAAGUCCCACAUACAUCUACAGGAGUCGACCGGAAUGGAUUCCUUCAUCAUAGCGGCUCUGGCACUGUGCUCUCUAACGGCACCCACCUAUGGGGACAAAGGGACCAGCAAAGCCCGGAGUUGUUCGGAUAUCCGGCAGUUUUACGGCGGAAAGGGAUUCGCUCUGGAUGGGGUCCCUCAGUCUGAGAUAUCAGGGGAGCACCUGCGCAUCUGUCCUCAGGGUUACACCUGCUGUACCAGCGACAUGGAGGACAACCUGGCCAUGCUGUGUCGCCGGGAGAUGGAGGGGCUGCUCAAAGACGCUGGACGAUCCUUACAGACCUCAUUUGUGGGACAGUACAAAGCCUUUGACGGCUACUUCCUGGAGUUGCUGAACCAGUCAACGAUUAACCUACAGGAGACUUUCACCACAACUUGGGGCUCUCUAUACGCCCAGAAUUCCCAAGUUUUUACUGACCUGUACACGGAUUUGAGGCAUUACUACCGAGGCUCCAAUGUCAACCUGGAAGAGGUGCUCAAUGACUUCUGGGCCAGGCUGCUGGAGAAGCUCUUCUACCAGGCAAACAAGCAAUAUUUCAUAGGUGAGGACUACCUGGAGUGCGUGUCUAAGCAGAUAGAGACACUACGGCCUUUCGGAGACACGCCCCGCUCGAUGAAGAUGAUGGUCACGCGCACCUUCGUGGCGGCGCGCUCGUUCGUUCAGGGACUGGUGAUCAGUGGGGAGGUUGUUCGCAAAGUGUCCCAGGUGCCGCUGAGCCAGGAGUGCAUGCGGGCCAUGAUGAGGAUGACUUACUGUCCUCACUGCCGUGGCAUGGCCUCUGCCAGACCUUGUGCCAACUACUGCAGCAACGUCAUGAAGGGCUGUCUGGCCAACCAGGCUGACCUCAACACCGAGUGGCGGCAUCUAGCAGAAACAAUGAUGCAGGUGGCCUUCCGCUUGAACGGUCCAUCUGGCGUGGAUAGCGUGGUCCUCUCCCUCCCCAGUCGCAUAUCAGAGGCCAUGUUUACCAUGAUGGAGAAUAUAGACACGGUCAACAGCAAGCUGUUCCAGGCAUGUGGCAACCUCAGAGAGGGAGGCACCAGCAGCACAGGAGUGGAUGAGGUCAUGAAGAGACUGCAGGUGGCAGUGGAGGACAAAGUGGCAACCAGCUCCAACAGAAUUGACCAGUUGGUGUCUGAUGUAACCGUGAGACUGAGGGACAUGCAGCCAUACUGGGUUUCUCUCCCGAGCGUCCUGUGCAGCGACAGAGUGGCCACCGGAACAGGGGCCGAGGAGAAGUGUUGGAAUGGCAUGAGCCGCGCCAGGUACCUUCCCGAGGUGAUGGGCAAUGGCCUCGCCAGUCAGAUCAACAACCCAGAAGUGGAAAUUGACAUCACCAAACCAGACAUGACAAUACGCCAGCAGAUAAUGCAGCUGAAGAUUAUGACUCACCGCCUGAAGAAUGCUCUCAAUGGCCAGGAUGUGGACUUCCAGGACACCAGUGAUGAUGUCAGCGGUUCAGGAAGCGGCAUGUGUGCAGAUGACAUGUGCUCCCGGGGCCCACGCCUCGUCGUCCCCGUCACCGAGCGACCCAUAGUCUACCAAUACCCUCCAGAAAACAAGAAGGUGAAAGCGUCGGCCAAGCAGAACCUCCCCUCCGUCACCACUUACCUGCUUCCGCUGCUCAUUUUGCUGCUCCGGCGAUAAUUGUCGGGGGGAACCUACCAACUGGGACUGAGUUUGGGACACGGGGGUUGGGGAGAGUUUGAAAGGAGAGAGAGAGGAGAAGUCGGGGGUUAGUUACUUUGCCAAAACUUAAAAAAAAUAAUAAUAAUAAUAAAGUAAAAAAAAAAAAAAAAAUGUUUAAGGAAAUGACAACAAAAAAAAAAUCACUUGGAUGGACUUCAUUUGGUUUUGGAAUAGAACAAAAUGGAAAUAUUCAGAAAUGUUUUUGUUCUGCUCUUGUCUUUUUUUUUUUUCUUUUUUCUUGCUAUAUUAUGACGCCAUUAGAGCUGGUCUUUUUGCAUCUUCUAAUGUUUUGUUUCUGGUUGUUUGGGUUCUCUGAGAUUAUAUCUGCACCUAAGACAUGCGUAGGACUACACUGCUGUUGGUGUUGACGCCACGGGGAGAGGGAGAACGGAGCUCUGCAGUGUGUCGUUAUUCCACUUGUAGAAUUAUUUAUUUAUUGAUAAUCACCCAAACGGACCCCUAGACUGGAUUGAUCACAGAUAUGUAAAACAAACUACACAAACUUUUAAAGAAUUAGAGUGCUGAUAACUUUUAAAGGAGCAUAACACAUCACCAAACCUUUUAAUGCAUUAAAGCCUCACAAUAUCAUUACACACACUCGCGAGGACGAGAGCACUCCGCGUCAGCACUUUCGGCCGUUUCAUCAUGUCGGUAAUAAUAAUAAUAGCCGUGAUCACAUUCACACUGACAUGAUUUGUCCAGUGUGGGCGUAACGUGGCCUGUCUUCCACUCCAUCCAUCCACUCGCCCCUACAUUCCCCUCUGCCCGCCCGCUGAGGGCAGAUCUCCCUCUCUCUCCAUGACUCCUGCCGGCAGUUCAGCAUCGCAUCCCGGUGUGAGCGAAGCACGUGCUCGACCGGUCUGACGGCGGCCUCCCUCCGCCGCACGUGUGGAACGGAGGUUUUAAGGUUGUACCCUCACAGCAAAAGGAUGGGCAGUUCAUGAUCUCGGGUGCUUGUAGCAGAACGGAAAUGUACACAGAAGCAGAAACACUGCUGCCCUGCUGCACUUUUCUUUUUGUUUUCCUUUUAUGUCCACAGCAGAGCAAAAAUAUAAUAUGCAUAAUUUUGUGUGUUCCCUACAAAGGCGCCGUGUUCCUGUAAUUAGCAACAUAAUUUCAGUGUCAUAGUUUGUUUUUUUUUGUAUAAUUGCAGCAAUGAUCCAUAUCACAGUAAAAGCCACACCGUGCACGUCUUUGAGAAGUACUACUCUUUCUAUGGCAAACAAAACAGUGUACAUAAUUUUUUGAUUGCUUCUUUGUUGUUUUCUAGAAGAAGAAGAAAAAAAAAUAGCCAAUUAGGUACCAAAAUUUUAUAAUUCUUCAGACCAUUGUAUGCUUUUACUGUUCUUUUCAUCAUCUCUCAGAGUAUCCACAUCUGCCUUUCAUUUCUCUGCAACUUUUUCUAUAUCAGUGCCUCUUUGUUCCCAGCCUCUCUCUACCCUUUUCCCCCGCUCAUCAGUUAUAACGACCUUUAAAGUGUUCCUCAUGCUUCUACAUGACGGCAAGGCAAUAUGACAAUGACACAGUGCUUCGUCACGUGUCAAACUUACUGGGAAUGUUAUGGGAACACAGUGGAAGGCUUUUCCCGACGAGACGCUUGCGAGGGAGAAAAACACGUUUUAAUUCAAAGAAAUGUCAAAGCUCUCAUUUAAGAAUGCUACGUGCAGGAUGAUGGGACGGCGCUUGCAUGUGUGUUUGUGUUUUAUUGCGUGUGAAUGCGUGUCUUCGACUGACAAAAGAGCAAAAAAAGAGGAAACGGACGACGGAGCCUUUAUGAAUCCGGUUUGGGAGUGAAAUCUAUUGAAAUGUAUUGGAGUAACAUCGUCUGACGGAGUGCUAUUAAACUGACAGCAAUGGGAGAUUAAUACGGCUCAUUUUUCAAAAAUAGUACGACUGUAAUAACUCACAGUCUGUAUUCAUGGUAUCGGGGGAAAGUGGAGGAUUAAAGUGGACAUACGUUUUUUUUUUAAGUGCAUCAUUGCUUCAGUUGCACACUGGGACAAUCCACUAUAAUUCAAAAAAAUAAUAAUCUAUACUGCAAAUCUGUUUAGAUAGUUUUGGCUCUGUCAAAGAAGUAAAUCUGUUAGCUACUUAAUUACUGCUCUGAAAACGGGUGAGGUUGUCGUCAUACGUGUUCCGUGGCAGGUUAUUUUGAUGGUGUUUUCCUUUUUUUUUUGAUAUGCUUUAUUAAUGAAUGAUUUGUUGCUGUGUGUAUGUGUUGUUUGUGUCUCUCCUUCUGUUAGUCCCUGGUUAAGAAAUCUGCCUGUGACUGCCUUUGACGCUUUGGGGUCAAUUUUGAGAUUUAAAAGAGAGCGAUAUUACGAUGAUCAGUUGUUCCUUUGCGGACGAAACUUAUGCAUUUUGACAGAGAACGAUAAGCGAGCACGCCACGUGGGUUCUCUUUUUGGUUUUUUUUGUGACCCCCUUUAGAGAAAAUCUGAAUGUGAACAUGCAGCCCUGCAAAAGAAUUAAGAAAUUACUCCAACUGUGAUGGUGACAUUCCAGUUUCAAAGAUGACCCGCGACUUUAGACUCACGACUUCAGUUUCAAUGACUGCCUCACAAUGUCAUCGGCUGAAAUUUGCACAACCCCGCCCCUCCGCCCACUCCUCCUUCACUUUUUGAUCUCAUUAAUUUGUUGUUCAAAGUCCCACCUCCCCUCCCCUCCCUUUUGUAAAAAAAAAAAAAAAAAAACCUGCACUUUUAUGAGGCCAAUAAAUGGCAUUGUCUGCACAAAGACAUCACAAGAUGGUCGAUCGAUGCGUGAGUCAACACCUUCCAGAAACGACUAUUGAUUGGGGAUGCGCGUAUGCAGAUAGAUAUGGCCCAGCAAGACGUCUCCUGUUUGACUAUGGUGAAACAGUGUAAACAUGAAGCCCCCUGAGUGUGAGAGGAAGCAGGAGAAAGGAUUGCCCAUGGCGCCUGAUCUCAAAUCGGCGCGUACGCCUCGAUCCUGCCUUCAUUUGUUUCUGUAGGUGGCGAAAAAAAAUAAAGAAAUAAAAAAAAGCAAAGCUGACUAUUCAACCGUUUAAAAAAAAACAGCUUUAUUCUACACUGAGUUGAGAAUGGGAGGCAUUUCUGAACGGUGCCAAUUUAUGAGGAGGAGGAAAAAAAAAAAAAAAGUACUUAUAUUUUUCUUGUUUUAUUUUACUUUGGUUUUAUUGUUAUCGAAAAAUCUAUGGAGAGUUUGUUCUUAUGUUGAAGAUAGUCGCCAGAAAGAGGUUGAAAAAUAUCUAAAAAUGUCUCAUUUGCUGUUGUACCUGAAAUCUUGUGUCAAUUAUAUACAUUGUAAGAUUUUCAACA